UUGAAAAAUGCCUAAGGGAAAUUUUUCAUAAGUUCCCGUUUAACUGUUUAAGACAUAUCAAAGUAAUGGUUUUGACAACAACUUAAACUUGUGAUUAUCUUUGAAACUAUCAGUUUAAAUAACACUUAUUUGGAUCAUUUGGUUACUAGAUAAUCUAUCACUGUUGGAUUUACUGAAACUUCCACGUGAAUUGACUUUGUUCUUUCAAAAGUUACCAUGCACAUUAAAAUUCAAAAGCUUAGGUUAAGUAUUUCUUUUUUGUCACGAAGCUUAGGUUAAGUCAAAGUUCAAUGAUUUGACACUUAUAAAAAUGAGGUUAAUAAUCUCCAUCCGUGAUUCCGGUUCUUUUGAACUACCUCCUCCUCCUAAAUAAUUAUUACACCAUAUAAAUAAAAUAAUUCAGUGGACUUUUCUUCAACGAAUAGUAAUUAGUAAGAAAAUAAAAUAAAUAACCGACUUUUCCUUGAAUGAGAGAACCAUAAUCUCUCGGUUAGAAGAUAAAUCUGAGAAUGUAUGCAUAUUACUUGAUUUUUAUUUUAUUGUGUAAUCUAGCGAAGAGAAAUUUCUCCCCGGAUAAUAAGAAAAUCGCAUAAAUAUUUAACAGUAUAUGGUUGUAUGGUGGGAGGCAAACCUUAGAUGUAUAGAAAGACUUUUCAUCAACCUUCUAAAAAUCUAUUUCUGUCUUCUCAGUAUCCAACAAACAAUGUAUGGUCGAAAUAACGUUUCCAUACAAGUAGACAAUCAUGAAUAGAACCCUUGUGAGAAGAAUCCGGUUUCGAAUUUCCAUUAUAAUUUAGAAGUUGCAUGUAUUUAAAUUAAAAUAUAUCACUAAAAUCAUAGUUUAUUAAAAAUCAAAUUACUUGAUGUCUUGAUGAGGUUCAAUAAAAAUCAAAUUACUUUUCAUCUAAUUUUUAAUAUGACAAUUACAGCCACAGCGAUCUUACGUACAUUCUGCAAUAAUUCCAACUAGAUAAGCUCUUCAGGAUCCGACCGGACUAACUCUACUUCACCCGAUCGGCCUUAUAAUCCUCUUGUCCGUUAGUAUUUUAAUAAGCCACUUAACCUUUUAUGUAGCAUGUAAUUAAAAACACUAAUUGAGUAUUAAUCAAGCAAUUGAUGACUAAUCGCUUCUUCCCCUAUAAAUAGAUCCGAUCCUUCCACUACUUCUUCAGUCUGACUUUCCCUCUCUCCAACAAAAACAACAAACGCAGCCGUUUCAUAGCAGAAAGAUGUUUUCUUCUUCUCCAACUUCUUUCGCUCAUACACUCCUCUCUUCUCCGCCUCUCUCCCCCGUAUCUCCGCCAUCUCGCACAACUAAGAUCUCGCCUCUUCUCGCCUCCGCCUCGUGCUCCUACACCUGCGCGGAGGACUCUCCCAGACUGCAUCAGCUACAGCGGCGUUUGACGACGGCCACCGCUUCGCUCUACGAGAUUCUUGAGGUUCCUCACGGCGCGAGCCCCCAGGACAUUAAAUCGGCUUACCGGAGACUGGCCAGGAUCUGCCAUCCCGACGUGGCGGGACUUGAUCGGACGAGCUCUUCUUCUUCGGGGGAUGAGUUCAUGAAGAUCCACGCGGCGUACUGUACGCUUUCUGAUCCUGAGAAACGCUCUCUUUACGAUCGGAGGAUGCUUCGGAGGAGCCGUCCUUUGACCGUCAGUACCUCCGGGAUGGGAAGUUACGUUGGUCGGAACUGGGAAACUGAUCAGUGCUGGUAGCGAGUUGACUCGGUGACCGUGCUAUAAACAGGCAGCGAUAAUUAUGGGCUUAACGUCGUAAUUAAUACUAUUAGUAAAUAGCUGACACGGACGUGGAUUAUUGUGCUAUAACGUUGGUUCCGUGUUACGUAGGAUCUCCGUGUUUUUUACCUUGUGAAUGAUCCUAUAUUGUCAAUGAAAAAUAUAUACUCAGUCUAAUUUCGCUCUUAUGAUUGAUUAUCUAUAAAUUAAUUUA
This is a messenger RNA of Brassica rapa (field mustard), 1950 nucleotides long. RefSeq names its product chaperone protein dnaJ 11, chloroplastic. The record is from RefSeq and is a predicted model, not a curated record. Lineage: Eukaryota; Viridiplantae; Streptophyta; Magnoliopsida; Brassicales; Brassicaceae.